This is a messenger RNA of Grosmannia clavigera kw1407, 765 nucleotides long. Its product is annotated as 60S ribosomal protein l2. Gene Ontology annotation, biological process: cytoplasmic translation. NCBI's taxonomy places the organism in Eukaryota, Fungi, Ascomycota, Sordariomycetes, Ophiostomatales, Ophiostomataceae. Gene Ontology annotation, cellular component: cytosolic large ribosomal subunit; ribosome. Gene Ontology annotation, molecular function: RNA binding; structural constituent of ribosome. The transcript has 3 exons. The record is from RefSeq and is a predicted model, not a curated record. The coding region runs from base 1 to 765 and encodes 254 amino acids.
AUGGGUCGCGUUAUUCGCAAUCAGCGCAAGGGCGCUGGCGGCAUCUUCAAGGCCGUCACCCGUCUUCGCAAGAACCCCGCCAAGUUCCGCAGCCUCGACUUUGCAGAGCGCCACGGCUACAUCCGCGGCAUUGUGCGCGAGAUCAUCCACGACCCCGGUCGUGGUGCACCGCUCGCCCGCGUCGUGUUCCGUGACCCGUACCGGUUCAAGCUGCGGUCCGAGACCUUGAUCGCCAACGAGGGCAUGUACACGGGCCAGUUCAUCUACGCCGGCAAGAACGCCGCCCUGACGAUUGGCAACAUCCUGCCGCUCGGCGUCGUACCCGAGGGUACCGUCGUGACCAACGUGGAGGAGAAGGCUGGCGACCGUGGUAGCCUCGGCCGCACGUCCGGCAACUACAUUACUGUUGUCGGCCACAACCCGGAUGAGGGCAAGACCCGCAUCAAGCUGCCGUCUGGCGCCAAGAAGGUUGUCAGCAGCAAGGCCCGCGGCAUGAUCGGCAUUGUUGCCGGUGGUGGCCGUACCGACAAGCCCCUGCUGAAGGCGUCGCGUGCCAAGCACAAGUUCGCUGUCAAGCGCAACAAGUGGCCCCGGACUCGUGGUGUGGCCAUGAACCCCGUCGACCAUCCCCACGGUGGUGGUAACCACCAGCACAUCGGUAAGGCCUCUACCAUCUCCAGAUACGCCACCCAGGGCCAGAAGGUCGGUCUUAUUGCCGCGAGGAGGACGGGUCUGCUGCGUGGUACCCAGAAGACGAAGGACUAA